CGGCUAUCGUCGUUUAUAAAUACCCGUCCAUCCCCGCGAACCGACUCCAAGUUCCUCGCCUUGGCCGUCUAGGGUUUUCGUCUUUUGUCUCUUUCGUUCCGCUUCCAUUCGCCAUUAUGCCUCGUCGAAGCUCUUCUGGACGAUCAGCUCCUCGUGCUGCUCCACGCUCUGCUCCAGUGAGAAACCCACCUCAACCAGCACAUCAGGCUCCACCUCCGGCUCCUGUUCAGGGAGGAGGUGGAUCUAUCAUUGGAGGGAUUGGGUCCACUAUUGCUGAAGGCAUGGCUUGGGGUGUGGGCUCAAGUGUUGGUCACAGGGUGGUUGAUUCUGUUAUGGGCCCCCGUACCAUUCAGCAUGAAACUGUGGUCACUGGAGCCCCUGCUGCUUCUGCUGCUGCCCCAAUGAGCAAUGCUGUUGGAACUGAUGCAUGCAGCACUCAUUCAAAGGCUUUCCAAGAUUGCAUCAACAACUAUGGUAGCGACAUCAGCAAGUGCCAGUUUUAUUUGGACAUGCUAAACGAGUGCCGCAGAAGUUCUGGUGCUACACCGAGCGCUUAAUUUUAAGCUGCAAAGUUGUUUUCGACAACCUCUCAUCUCCUUCCGAAUUUUGAGAAAUAAUAAUUUGGGUUUCAUUGGGGCACUGCCGAUCAACUUUAAUUAAUGCUUUAGGGAAUAAAAAGGUUAUAUCAUAAUAAAAUUUUUUUAUUUCUGAGUGAGAGAUGUGGUACCUCCAUCUUCUUUUCUUGGUCUCAGCUUAUUGUCUUUGCUUUUAAUGAUUAUGGUCGGUAAGCGUGGGUCUGAACCUCAGACUUAAAACUCAUCAACUAUAGAUGUCCUGUCUUUAAUUUAUCUGUCAUGUGUUGAUAUUUUGGAGAAAGGGCAGUGCUCCGAUCACACAAGUUCUCAUCCAUUUCCGGGGUAUAGGCGUGUUAACAUUUGGGUCAUGUACUACAUUAUUUUCUCUUUCUUUCCUGUCCUCCAAGAGCAUUGCA
Phoenix dactylifera (date palm) is the source of this 991-nucleotide messenger RNA. RefSeq lists its product as uncharacterized. Gene Ontology annotation, cellular component: mitochondrion; nucleus. The record is from RefSeq and is a predicted model, not a curated record. Gene Ontology annotation, biological process: mitochondrion organization. Lineage: Eukaryota; Viridiplantae; Streptophyta; Magnoliopsida; Arecales; Arecaceae.